Messenger RNA from Verticillium dahliae VdLs.17, 1425 nucleotides. Its product is annotated as NADP-specific glutamate dehydrogenase. Gene Ontology annotation, molecular function: L-glutamate dehydrogenase (NADP+) activity. The record is from RefSeq and is a predicted model, not a curated record. The transcript has 2 exons. Gene Ontology annotation, cellular component: cytosol. NCBI's taxonomy places the organism in Eukaryota, Fungi, Ascomycota, Sordariomycetes, Glomerellales, Plectosphaerellaceae. The coding region runs from base 118 to 1425 and encodes 435 amino acids.
CCGACCUGCUUGCCUGCCACCAGUAUACCAACCGUACAUCCUCUCCGUUCAGCAGCUCAGGUAGCAGCCAUAGUCACAUACCAGAACCCAACAUCCUGCACCACACAACCGCCCACCAUGUCUCACCUUCCCGUCGAGCCCGAGUUCCUCCAGGCCUACAGCGAGCUUGUCAGCACGCUCGAGGACAGCACCCUCUUCUCCCAGCACCCCGAGUUCCGCACCGCCCUCGAGGUCGUCUCCAUCCCUGAGCGUGUCAUCCAGUUCCGCGUCGUCUGGGAGGAUGACAAGGGCAACACCCGUGUCAACCGCGGCUACCGUGUGCAGUUCAACUCGGCCCUCGGUCCCUACAAGGGCGGUCUUCGCUUCCACCCCACCGUCAACCUGUCCGUCCUCAAGUUCCUCGGCUUCGAGCAGAUCUUCAAGAAUGCCCUCACCGGCCUGAACAUUGGCGGUGGCAAGGGUGGUGCCGACAUCAACCCCAAGGACAUGAGCGAUGCUGAGAUCCGUCGCUUCUGCGUUGCCUUCAUGCGCCAGCUGAGCAAGCACAUCGGUGCCGACACCGAUGUGCCCGCUGGUGAUAUCGGUGUCGGUGGCCGCGAGAUUGGCCACCUCUUCGGUACCUACCGCCAGGAGCGCAACAAGUUUGAGGGUGUUCUCACCGGCAAGGGCAACUCCUGGGGCGGCUCCCUCAUCCGUCCCGAGGCCACCGGCUACGGUCUCGUCUACUACGUCGACCACAUGCUGCAGUACGCCGGCAAGGGUGGAUUCGCCGGCAAGCGCGUCGCCAUCUCCGGCUCCGGCAACGUCGCCCAGUACGCCGCCCUCGCGAAGCCUCCGGCCGCCCACUGUUGUCUCCCCUGUCCGACUCCCAGGGCUGUUCUCCUCGAGCGCAAGCCCCUCACCGCCUUCCGACCCACAAGGGGCGCCUUCAUGUACAUCAAGGGCGCUCCGCCCCUGGACCCACGUCCGGCAAGGUCGAUGUCGCCCCCCCCCCAGCGCGACCCCAGAACGAGGUCUCCAAGGAGGAGGCCGAGGCGCUCAUCGCCCAACGGCGUGCUCGCCAUCGCUGAGGGCUCCAACAUGGGCUGCACCCAGGAGGCCAUUGACGUCUUCGAGGAGACGCGCAAGACCAAGCGUGCCGCCGCCGUCUGGUACGGCCCCGGCAAGGCCGCCAACUGCGGUGGUGUUGCCGUGUCCGGCCUCGAGAUGGCGCAGAACAGCCAGCGUCUGUCCUGGACGCGCGAGGAGGUCGACGAGAAGCUCAAGGACAUUAUGAAGAACGCCUUCCUCAACGGUGUCAACACGGCCAAGCAGUACGUCAAGACGGCCGACGGCGAGCUGCCCAGCCUGGUCGCCGGCAGCAACAUUGCCGGCUUCGUCAAGGUCGCGCGCGCCAUGCACGACCAGGGUGACUGGUGGAACUAA